Molecule: messenger RNA, 1542 nt
Organism: Thermothelomyces thermophilus ATCC 42464
Lineage: Eukaryota; Fungi; Ascomycota; Sordariomycetes; Sordariales; Chaetomiaceae
Exons: 5
Coding region: 1-1542 (513 amino acids)
Cellular component (GO): mitochondrion; cytoplasm
Source: RefSeq, a predicted model, not a curated record
AUGUGCUUCCACCGUCGCCUCGUCUUCGGCUGCGCCCAUCAUGCCUGGCUGGGCAUCACCCGGCCAUGCGAAACCGAGGCGUCCUUCGACCGUGGCGAGACCGACACGGGAUGCGGCGUCAGGUGGUCGCACGGGUACGACACGAUCCGCGUCCGGGCCAAGUGCCGCACAUGCAUCAAGGCCCAGGAGGGGACCAGCUUCCGGCUCGGCAUCGUCAAGGAGCAGCUCAAGGCGCUCAGGGAGCACCUCACGCUGAUCAAGGGCGAGUCGCUGGAGACUGUUCGGGAAGAGGAGGAGAAGGAGAAGGGGAAGGAGAAGAAUGAGGAGUGGCUUGGGGAGCAGUUGGGUCGCUUGGACGAGGUUAUGGAAGAGGUAAGAAUUGACCCCAAGCACCGCGCCCUGAAGCUGCCUUCUAUCGUGUCGCCGUCGAGGGUUGUUGAAGGAGGGAACGAAGGCUCAGACAUUUUCUUCCUCAGCCGUACCUCCUUUCUCAGAGCCACCGUCGCGACCACUCUCGCUUCCGAACCCGGUUCCCCCCCCAUGACGUUGCCUAUCAAUCGUAGUCGACUAACUACUAGCUUGAAGGUGAGACGUUGGGGCGAGAUUAGAACAAGACAGCAAGAAUACGGCGCCCCCAAAUCCGAGUCGAGCAGAAAAAGCUGGCUGCAGAUGAAGGCAAACGACCGACCCGAGGCAUCCCCGCCGCCGUCCGGGGCGAAAGAUGACGGCUCUUGGGCCGACAGCGUCCGGGACCAUCUCGGCGUCCCUCAGAACUGGAUCGCCCCCGUGGCCGCCGCAGCCCUCACGCUGGGUGCCUUUCGAUUUUACCAGUCGUACCUGCGCCGCAUCCCCACCGCCGACCACAUCGCCCCGAGCUUCUUCCGCCGCCGUAGCCUCUUGGGCCAAGUCACCAGUGUCGGAGACGGCGACGGCUUCCACCUGUUCCACACUCCCGGCGGCCGCCUCGCCGGCUGGGGCUGGCUGCGGCGCGUUCCCAAGGAGAGGAAACAGCUCAAAGGACAAACUAUCCCCAUUCGCAUAGCCGGCAUCGACGCCCCCGAGGGCGCGCACUUUGGCCGGCCGGCGCAGCCCUUCGCCGCCGAGGCGCAGGCCUUCCUCGAGAGCUACGUGCUGAACCGCCGCGUGCGCGCCCGCGUCUACCGGCGCGACCAGUACGAGCGCGUCGUCGCCACCGUCUACGUGCGCCGCCCGCCCUUCUUCUUCCCGCGCCGCGACCUCGGCCUCGAGAUGCUCCGCCGCGGGCUCGCCGUCGCCUACGAGGGCAAGGCGGGCGCCGAGUUCGGCGGCGCCCAGAUGGAGGCCCGCUACCGCGAGGCCGAGGCCGCCGCCAAGAGGAAGAGGAGGGGCCUGUGGGGGGCCGCGGCGGCGGAGAGGCGGGGCCGCGGCCUGUUUGGUAUCGGGGCGCCCGCCGCCAAGGGCCUGGAACCGGAGACCCCGAUGGCGUACAAGAAGCGGAUGAGGGCACUGGAUGGGUUGAACAAGGGGCGAGAGGGGGGGAGACGGCAAGUUAUGAAUGAAUGA